Lactuca virosa is the source of this 1723-nucleotide messenger RNA. The record is from the annotation of a GenBank genome assembly. Lineage: Eukaryota; Viridiplantae; Streptophyta; Magnoliopsida; Asterales; Asteraceae.
CUCUCUCUCUCUCUCAAAAAUACACACGUUUUGGUGUGUGUUUUCUUUAAAUAUGAUGACGAGGAUUUUGAAUAGAUUGAUUUUGCUAUUUGCAUUUACAGUGUGUUUAUUUCCAUUGUUCAAUGAUCAUAUCAAUGGAGGAAAAGGAGGAGUUAUGGCUUUCCACAAGGUUUAUAUGAACUACCAAUCUUUGAAUGCGAUCAACGUCAAACAAAUUUACAGAACUGGAUACCACUUUCAACCUAAGCAAAACUGGAUUAACGACCCAAAUGCACCCAUGUAUUACAAGGGAUACUAUCAUCUUUUCUACCAAUAUAACCCGAAAGGCGCUGUAUGGGGCAACAUCGUAUGGGCCCACUCCGUAUCAAAAGACAUGAUCAACUGGAUUCCACUCGAUCCAGCAAUCGUACCAUCGAAACCUUUUGACAAAUACGGAUGUUGGUCCGGAUCCGCCACAAUCCUACCCGGAAACAAACCCGUGAUUUUGUACACAGGAAUUAUUGAUAAAAAGCCAGCACCAGGUUAUCAAGUCCAAAACUACGCCAUUCCUGCAAACUAUUCAGACCCGUUUCUCCGUGACUGGAUCAAACCAGAUGAUAAUCCGAUAGUAAAACCCACUUAUGAAAACGUCUCAUCUUUUCGUGACCCUACAACUGCUUGGUUUAACAAUGGUCAUUGGAAGAUGAUUGUAGGUAGCAAACACAAGCAUCGAGGGAUUGCUUAUUUGUAUAGGAGUCGGGAUUUUGUUAAGUGGACUAAGGCCAAACAUACGCUCCAUGACAAACCGGGUACGGGUAUGUGGGAGUGUCCGGAUUUUUUCCCGGUAUCAGCAUAUGGGCAAUCCGGGUUGGAUACCUCAGUGUUGAAGGGUGGUGUUAAACAUGUGUUUAAGGUUAGCCUUGACAUGACUAGGUUUGAGUAUUACACGAUUGGUACAUAUGACACGAUUAAGGAUAAAUAUUACCCGGAUAACACUUCUGUUGAUGGUUGGGCCGGUUUAAGAUAUGAUUAUGGAAAUUUUUAUGCAUCAAAGACAUUCUUUGACCCGGUUCAAAACCGGAGGAUUCUGUGGGGUUGGGCUAAUGAGUCGAGUACGAGUUACGAAGAUGUUGCAAAGGGGUGGGCCGGAAUUCAGUUGAUUCCACGUAUGGUAUGGCUGGACCCUAGUGGAAAGCAAUUGCUACAAUGGCCAAUUCAUGAAUUGGAAACACUUCGAGGUGACAACGUGCACUUAAGUGAUGUGAAGCUUAACAAGGGCGACGUUGUUGAGGUCAAAGGAAUUACUCCUGCUCAGGCGGAUGUGGAGGUGAUGUUUUCGUUUUCAACCUUGGAUGAAGCUGAGAAUUUUGAUCCGGAAUGGUCGAAAUUGCCCUCGGAAAAUCUUGCUUUGGAGAUAUGUGGGAUCACGGGUACUAAACAAGGAGGGUUAGGGCCAUUUGGGCUUUUAACUUCCACCUUGAACAAGAACGAGUACAAGCCAUCAUUUGCAGGCUUUGUGGAUGUUGAUUUAACUGCAAAGACGCUUUCACUUAGAAGCUUGAUCGAUCACUCAGUUGUUGAAAGCUUUGGUGAGGGUGGAAAGACUGUCAUAACAUCGAGGGUUUAUCCGACAAUUGCAGUGGCCGAAGAUGCACAUUUGUUUUUAUUUAACAACGGUACGGAAACCGUCACUGUUGAGAGUGUGGGUGCUUGGUCUAUGAAGAGUCCUGAAUUCAUGAAUUAG